CAAUAUCGUGCAAAGAGUGUUGGAGAUGAGUGCUGAGAUUGCUACGAAGGAGGAGAUUACUGCUCCACCAAAGGAUCAGGAGGAGCUUGAGCUGGAGAAGCUGGUGUUUGGUGAUGUUGAAGGGUUUGAGUCUGCGUUGAAGAGCAUCGAGACAUUAUACGACGAUGAGAGUGGUGACGAUGAAGUGUCCAGUGGGGCAUCCGAUGAGGAGGCCAAUGAGCUGGAGGGCAUCAACGAUGACCAAUUGUUCUUCGUGGACGAGGGUGACGACGAUGAGAAGAUGGAUGUUGAUGGUGGUGAUGGUGAAUCGCACGAGGAGUCCGAUGAGGAAGAGUCCGAUGACAGCGACGCGUGGGUUGAUGAAGAGGACAACCAGGUCAGUAUCUCGCUGCUACAGUCGGAUAAGCUGAAGAAGCUGAGAAAGAAAGAGACGGAUACCUCCAUCUCCGGAAGAAAAUAUAUCCUGAGGCUGAGAUCUCAAUUUGAGAAGAUCUAUCCCCGUCCACAAUGGGCAGAUACUGAGGACAGUGAAGAGGAGGAGGAUGAGGAACUCGACGAUGCUGAAGAAGAAGGUUCAGAUGACACAAUAGAGGGAGACGUUAGGGCAUUGGCAAAGAUCUUGCAAAAGACUACUAAAAUCACUGCUAAUACCUCAAGGUUGAUUCCGCAGACAAAAUUGGACAUUGUCCGUGUGCGUGAUGUUAACCAUUCACACGCCUCUCACUCUGCAAUUCAAACGAUGUCGUUCCACCCAACACAUCCAUUGUUAUUGACAGGUGGUUAUGAUCGUACCGUGAGAUUAUACCAUGUUGACGGUAAGCAGAACCCGGUGGUUUCCACAAUCCACCUGCGUAAUACGCCAAUCCAAACGGCCCAGUUCAGCCCAGAUCCUAACAGUAGUAAGGUGUUUGCAGGUGGUAGAAGACGGUAUAUGUACUCCUGGGACUUGGUCACAGGCUCUGUUGAAAAGAUCAGUAGGCUAUACGGCCACGAGUCUACUCAGAGAUCUUUCGAAAACUUCAAGGUAUCACCAGGUGGUUCAUACAUCGCAUUACAAGGUAACUCCGGCUGGAUCAACAUUCUGAGCUCAAGAACCUCGCAAUGGCUACAGGGUUUCAAGAUUGAAGGCACGAUUGUGGACUUUGAUUGGUCAGGCGAUGAAAACGUGGUGUUUGGUAUCAAUUCCGUCGGUGAUGUUUGGGAAUUCAGCAUGGAAAAGGGUAAAGUCCAACGUAGAUGGAAAGAUGAAACCGGUGUUGGCAUCACAAAGAUUAGGGUCGGUGGUAAGAACUCACGCUGGUGUGCCAUUGGCUCCCAGAGUGGUAUCGUCACUGUGUACGAUCGUCUGUCCAGCUCUACCAAGCCAAUAGGAACUUUGGAGCAACUGGUUACAUCCAUUUCAAGCUUAGAAUUCAACCACGAUGGACAAAUACUGUGUAUUGCCAGCAGAGGGAAGAAGGAUUCGUUAAGAUUGGUUCAUCUGCCAAGCUGUAAAGUGUUCCAGAACUGGCCAAACAGUGGAACACCACUGGGUAAAGUUACCAGUGUCAAAUUCAGUCCAAACUCAGAGAUGCUGGCGAUUGGUAACGAAGCUGGUAAGGCAAGACUUUGGAGAUUGAACCACUACUAAUGCUACUCAGUAAUAGAAGUGUCGUAUUAAAUAGAAUGCUCAUUAUCGUAGGAUUUUCCUGGACGUGGACUGGUGUUCAUCAGAGGAGUAUUGUCGUUGAGAUAU
Molecule: messenger RNA, 1735 nt
Organism: Williopsis jadinii
Lineage: Eukaryota; Fungi; Ascomycota; Saccharomycetes; Phaffomycetales; Wickerhamomycetaceae
Gene: UTP18
Product: Utp18p
Exons: 1
Coding region: 26-1630 (534 amino acids)
Biological process (GO): rRNA processing
Cellular component (GO): Pwp2p-containing subcomplex of 90S preribosome; small-subunit processome
Molecular function (GO): protein binding
Source: RefSeq, a predicted model, not a curated record